Messenger RNA from Seminavis robusta, 2255 nucleotides. The record is from the annotation of a GenBank genome assembly. NCBI's taxonomy places the organism in Eukaryota, Bacillariophyta, Bacillariophyceae, Naviculales, Naviculaceae.
GAAGUCCUUUUCUCCACCUUUUUCGCAUGCAAAACUUCUCGAGAGAGCAGCCACAGCUCCACAGCUGCGACGAAGACGCAGACGGCAAGAGACGCGAAAGCUUCCGCCGAGAGAGCAAUCAUAGUCUAAUAUCCGUCUGUCUACCUAGCUAGCUACGACGAGAACAGCAAGAGACUCGACCAGAGCCGUCUGUGUAAGAGCUCAAGCCACGAAGAUCCACCACUCACUCCUGCCAAAAGUCUAUCGACGUCUUCAAUCUUCAUUUGUCAGUCAUCAUGUCGAGUACAGGUACUCCUUCGAAACCCUCCCACAACAAGAGCCACAGUAGCAAUAAUAAGUCGCUGAUGUUCUACUUGGGUCUGAUGCUGGCUGGAACGGCCAGUCACUGUUUGACAGGUCUCUUUGGAUUGUUGCACUUGCAAGUCUUUUUGGAAGGAUACUCGUUGCCCUUGCCCGUCUACAGUGUAGGCUCCACCAUUUUUGCCUGCAUCAACACGGCCAAUGAUGUGGCAGGCGCUUGGUUGGUGGAUUCCUUGACCAAUUGUUGCGGUGGAAAACAGCGACAUGAAUUGGUGGGAUGGUCCGGUUGUCUCUUUGCUCUGUGUUUCUUGACGCCCUUCUUUUUUGGUUCCUCGCUAGUGGGAAGCGGCAUUUUUUGGCAAGGCGCUCACUUUGUCACGUCACUGAGUCUCUACGACACCAUGUUCUCCUUUCAUUGCAUUCUGAUACAUAGUAUCCUUUCCGAUCAGAGUUCCAUGAGUGAUGGAGAUCGAGUCACAUUCCUGGCCACGGAAAAGAUUGUCAGCAUGUUUGUGCCCAUGGUCGUGUCUCGUGCCGCAUUGGCCGUCUUUGAUACCAACAAUCUGCAACCCUUACGAACCUACCUUCUCUUUAUUGCUGGCAUGGUUUCCAUCAUGUCCUUGAUGGCACAAAAGUUGCUCACUCCAAACAUGAACUUGAUAGAUGCUUGCAAACGACAGAAAAAGUCCAAAGUGGAGGACGAUGAUGAUGAUGAUGAGAAGAUGGAACCAUUAUUGAAGAAGAAUCAUGAUCAUCAUCAUCACACAACAAGAACCACAACCACCAAACAACUCCACUUUCGACAAGUCGUCCAAGACUUUGUCCAACAUUCCAACUUUCGAUACUGGAUUUGCAUGGAAAUGCUAUUGGAAGGACAAAUCGGUUUUAUCAGGUCGUUUCUCAAAACGUUUGUCGAUCAACUCGUAUUGACCAGCACCAAUAAUGGACGACAAGGAGGACUGUCACGGGAAACCUGCGAUUGGUUCUUGUCCAGUCAACCGGCAUUGAUCACCAUCACGUCACUCCUCUUGUACAUUCCCAUUCGACGCUUUGGAUAUGCCAAACUAUACUCUUUGGUCUUUCUCUGCAACUUUCUCCUCUCUCUGGGCCUCAUUCUCUUUGUGGGGGGUGGUCAUGGGUGGACUCUGGAUUAUGUGGAUACAAGUACAACAACUCCCAUUGUCAUUUUCUUGACACUCUACCCCGUAUUGACCAGUGCCAUUGCCGGCUGUGGGUUUGCCUUGGCCAUGGCGGACAUGAUUUUGGAAAUGAAAGUCACCAAGGCUCGGCAAGGACGAUGGGACGAACCCUCACUGGCGGGACUCUUUAUGGGCGUCAAUGCCCUCUUUUGCAAACCCGUCGAAUCUGUACUGCCCGUCACUACGGCCACACUCUUGGGGAACACCACCCACGUGCUCCAGCAGGGCGCCGCCGUCCAAACCGUUCUCUUUCGACUCUUGGUGUUGCCACCACUGGUCUGCUCCGUGUUGCAGUUUUGGGCGUGGUCUCAUUACGAUUUGCAUCCUGCCAAAACCAAAGUGCUGCGCAAAGAAUGGGAGUCCAUUGAAAUGACCAAGAACAUGGAGGAGGAGAACCAGCAGCAAACAGCUCUCAAAGACGAGUCCGUGGAAGGAUUGCUGUCGUGAAUGGAGUUGUGAGUGAGGCUGGAAGGGGAUCGGACCAUGAGAGGCCAAGAAUGUAUAUAAUAAUCUACCCAAGCUAUAGCUAUUAUAGCUUGUGAAGAAAGGUGCAGAAUGAAACAUUUGAAAUCAGAAACUACAGUACAAGAGGGGUCGAACUACAGCAACGAGGGAACGGCAAAUUGACUUUACGGAGGAUCAAUUUCGAUGGCACGCUUCCAGCAGAAACAAUUCUGCUGUACUUUACUGAGAUAACAAACGGGAAUAUCUAACUUUUCUCAUAACUUAUAAAAUAAUGUCCUAAUGUACAACGCG